This is a messenger RNA of Pomacea canaliculata, 2345 nucleotides long. RefSeq names its product probable ATP-dependent RNA helicase DDX27. Lineage: Eukaryota; Metazoa; Mollusca; Gastropoda; Architaenioglossa; Ampullariidae. The record is from RefSeq and is a predicted model, not a curated record. Gene Ontology annotation, molecular function: ATP binding; RNA helicase activity; nucleic acid binding. The coding region runs from base 11 to 2245 and encodes 744 amino acids. The transcript has 22 exons.
UUUUAUAAACAUGGAGACGUUUGUAGACCAACGUGGGUUCGUGAGAACUAUCGAUGAUAGCGAGGAUGUACCUGUACUCGACGAAAGCUCGGAUUCAGAAGAAGAGACAGUCAGUGUGCAGCAGCAGAAGAAGAAAAAGAAAAAGAAAGCUGCUUCUGCUUUCAACCCCGGCUUCUCACUUUUUAAGCAGUUUGAUGAAGCAAUCCCAUUUCAUGAUGACAUUGCCUUGAAAACGGCAAAAAAGAAGGCUGCUUCAACCCUUGAUGAAAAGAUUCAGAAAAUGCGAAAGAUGAAAAAAAGAGAUCCUACAUUAAACCCAGAUUCUGAACAAUAUGAAAUGGAAAUAGACGAAGAGGAAGAUGAGGAAGAAGAGAUGGCACCAGACACAAUAAAGACAAAGGAUAAGAAAAAAAAGAAACGCAAAGGCAAACAGACCCAGGAGGAAAUAGAGGAGCCUGUGAAGCAAGAAUUUGCUGACAGCAUUGACAGCUAUGAUUCCAAGCUAAACUUCCAGGAUAUGAAGAUUUCUCGUCCCCUAAUGAAAGGCCUGGCUACACUGCAGUUUGAAAAACCCACUCCUAUUCAAGCUGCCUGCAUUCCUGUUGCUUUGAGGGGUCGUGAUCUUUGUGCAUGUGCUGUGACGGGCUCAGGAAAAACAGUUGCCUUCAUGCUUCCUAUAUUGGAACGUCUUCUUUAUCGUCCUGUUCAGCAGGCUUGCACUCGUGUUCUUAUCUUGGUGCCAACACGUGAGCUUGCAGUGCAAGUCCACCAAGUGGGUCGACAGCUGGGACAGUUUUCAAAUGUUGACAUUUGUCUGGCAGCUGGUGGCCUGGACCUCAAGAGCCAAGAAGCAGCUCUUCGAAUGGGCCCAGAUAUUGUUGUAGCAACACCCGGUCGAUUAAUAGAUCACCUACAUAACUCUCCCAAUUUCAACCUGAAUUCAGUUGAGAUUUUGGUUUUGGAUGAGGCUGACAGGAUGCUGGAUGAAUACUUUGCAGAGCAAAUGAAAGAAAUUAUUCGACUGUGUAAUUUCCAACGCCAGACUAUGCUUUUUUCUGCCACAAUGACUGACGAGGUGAGAUUUUGGAUGUGCAAUGACCUAGCAGCAGUUUCUUUAAAAGACCCAGUCAAAGUUUUUGUAAAUCAAAACACAGAUAUUGCACUUGGACUGCGCCAGGAAUUUAUUAGAAUCCGUGAGAAUCGGGAAGGUGACCGUGAAGCCAUUGUUGCAGCUUUAGUCACCCGCACUUUUUGCGAUAAGUGCAUUGUGUUCCUUCAGACAAAAGUGCAAGCACAUCGUCUGCAUGUUGUCCUGGGUCUUUUGGGAGUUAACGUUGGAGAACUCCACGGCAACCUGUCACAAGCACAGCGAUUGGAAGCCCUGCAAAAAUUUAAAGACAAUUCAGUGGAUGUUCUUCUUGCAACAGAUCUGGCUUCCAGAGGUCUGGACAUAGAGGGUGUUAAAACAGUAAUAAACUUCACUAUGCCAAACACCCUUAAGCACUAUGUUCAUCGAGUUGGACGUACAGCAAGAGCAGGCAAGGCUGGCAGAUCUGUCACACUUGUAGGGGAGAAGGAGCGUAAAAUGUUGAAAGAGGUUGUGAAGCAUGCAAAAACACCACUGAAGUCUCGUAUCGUUCCUCCAGAGGUAGUGGAACAUUUUCGUAAUCAAAUUGCGGAUAUGGAAGAAGACAUUGCAACUAUUGAGAGAGAAGAACGAGAAGAACGACAGCUGCGUGCCCUAGAGAAUCAGACCAACAAAGCACAGAGGUUACUUGAUGGAGAUCCAAAUGGUGUAGAUGGAAUGAAGAGAGUGUGGUUCCAGACACACAAAGAUCGCAUGGCAGAAAAAGAGGCUUUACGGCUAGGUGAAUACAACAAGGAUAACAAGGGAAGAAACCGCAAGGAAAAGCUUUCUGCUGAGGAUCGAGCUAAGUUCGAAGUGGAAAAGGCACAGUUGUAUGCUCAGAGAGUGUCAAAACGCAAAUUUAAACCCAAGCGGCUUCGAGCAUGUGCAGAGGAUGACAAUGAAGAAACAGGACCUCCAGCGAAAAAAAAGAAGAACAAAAAGCCAAAGAGAUUUUCAUUUGAUGAAGAGCUUACCAAGACGGACCAGCGGUCGGUUCGAAAAUUCAGAGCAGGGCCUUCCUUUAAAGAGAGGCAGCUGAUGGGGGCUCAGGAAAACCUGUUCAAAAACAGAAGGGGAACAAGGGAAGGCCUUCAUUUAAAGAGAGGAAGCCGAUGAGGCUCGGGGAAAACCUGUUCAAAAAAAGAAGGGAAACAAGGGAAGGAGAUGAUGUAAUAUGUGGAGUACAAGUGUUUACAGCCAGUUCUCAGUCUGCAUA